Messenger RNA from Scomber japonicus (chub mackerel), 1175 nucleotides. RefSeq names its product keratin, type I cytoskeletal 42-like. Gene Ontology annotation, molecular function: structural molecule activity. Lineage: Eukaryota; Metazoa; Chordata; Actinopteri; Scombriformes; Scombridae. The record is from RefSeq and is a predicted model, not a curated record. The transcript is spliced from 9 exons. The coding region runs from base 63 to 1175 and encodes 370 amino acids.
GAGGCGCGGGAGGUUACGGGACGCGCAUCUCCCAGUCCAACUCUGUCUUCUCCUCUGGGUCUAUGUCGGGCUACGACUCUUCAAUGAUAACCAACGAGAAGGUGACCAUGCAGAACCUCAACGACCGCCUGGCCUCCUACUUGGAGAGGGUGCGUUCCCUGGAGAGUGCCAACGGGAAGCUGGAGCUGCAGAUUAAAGAGUUCAAUGAGAAGAGAUGUAUCAUUUCCAGAGACUACACCAUUCACUCUGCCACCAUCUCUGAUCUCAGAGCGAAAAUUGCAAGGAGAUAUUCAGAGAAUCAAAGUAUCAUCCUGCAGAUUGAGAAUGCUCAACUGGCCAUGGAAGACUUCAAGAUAAAGUAUGAGAUGGAGGUACACAUGUGUAAUGCAGUGGAGGCUGAUGUGGCUCGUCUCCGAGGGAUCCGGGACUCCAUGAAACUUUCCAUCACCGACCUCAGUGCGCAGAUUCAAAGUCUGAAAGAAGAGCUGGCGUACUGCAAAUCCAGCCAUGCGGAGGAGAUGGAGCGGUUGAGGGUACAGCAGAGUGGUAAUGUGAACGUCCAAGUGGACAACGCACACUCUGUGGAUCUAAAAAAGGUCAUGGAGGACAUGAGGAGCCAGUAUGAAGUGCUGAUGAUGAAGAACAAGGAAGAACUUGAGAGAUGGUUCCAACAAAAGAUGAAAGGUCUCCAGACAACCAUCAGCACCCACACAAAAGAGGUGGAGACAUAUUCUGUCCAGCUCAAGGAACUGAAGAUGACCUACCAGAGUCUGGAGAUUAACCUCCAAAGUGUCCACGCAGAGAUUCAGUGCCGUUAUCAGAGUCUAGAGGAAACAAAGAGUCGAUUCAGCAUUCAGCUCAGCCAGCUCCAGCUGACCAUCAACAUGAUGGAGGUGGAGCUGCAGCAGUUGAGAGACUCUCUGGGACAACAGAGAAGGGAGUACAACCUGCUGCUGGACAUCAAGAUGCGACUGGAACUGGAGAUUGUCGAGUACAGGAGACUGCUGGAUGGAGAACAUAAGCAAGCAAAGGCUGUGAUCAUCAGCAAGGUGGUGGAGCAUGUGGAAGAGAAAAAACCCCACAUUGAGAGGCGAGUGAAGACCAUUGUGGAGGAAAUCAUUGAUGGAAAGGUGGUGUCCUCCGUUGUUGACACUCAAGUGGAGGACAUUCAAUAA